This is a messenger RNA of Thamnophis elegans (Western terrestrial garter snake), 1650 nucleotides long. RefSeq names its product queuine tRNA-ribosyltransferase accessory subunit 2 (gene QTRT2). The transcript is spliced from 9 exons. NCBI's taxonomy places the organism in Eukaryota, Metazoa, Chordata, Lepidosauria, Squamata, Natricidae. The record is from RefSeq and is a predicted model, not a curated record. Gene Ontology annotation, molecular function: tRNA-guanosine(34) queuine transglycosylase activity. The coding region runs from base 56 to 1363 and encodes 435 amino acids.
ACGGAAAAAAUCAAAAGCCGGAACGGAAACGGCGGGUUGUCGCGUGCGGCGAUUGAUGUGUGUAUUCAUCAAGAUGAAAUUAAAUAUCUGCAAAAUAGUUGAUGGCUGUCGCCUUGGGACACUAACAAAUCUCGGCAAGAAAGAGGUUCAGUCGAUGGAAAUUCCAGGGUGUCUGCUUUAUACCAAAAUGGGAACGGCACCACACCUUACCCAUGAUACACUACACAGUAUUCAAGGUUUUCCUGUAGUUGUCCAGAUUUCACUUACAACACUAGCAGAUCUUCAAGAGGUCUUGCAGGAAUAUAAAGAAGGAAUUGGAAAAUUUAUAGGUAUGCCAGAAUCAAUAUUAUAUUGUUCCCUUCAAGACCCUGCGGUUUGCUCCCCUCAUGGCUACAACAGCAUGAAGACUGUAUCUAUAUGGAACAAUAGAGGACGGAAAGAACUCACAGCAUCAAAGUUCAUGGAUAUCCAAAAGGCUAUCCAGCCAGACUGGUUCCAGUGUUUAUCAGAUGGAGACACUAUUUCAGCAGACAUCUCCAAAAAGAAAGCCAAGAAAUCUGUAGAUCGAUCAUUGUACUUUUUGGAUGAAUGUCUACAGCUGCAAGAAAAUUCCCCAGAAUUGAAACAGAGUUUGAUGUUUGGAGUUAUUGAAGGUGGAGAUGUGUUGGAGGAAAGACUAAGAUCAGCCAGGGAGACUGCCAAGAGACCAGUGGCUGGAUUUCUUUUGGAUGCCUUUCAAGGAAAUACCAUGACUAAAGAGACUAAAUUGGAGCUCUUAACCUCAGUUAUAGCUGAGCUGCCAGAAGAUAAACCAAGACUAAUCCAUGGAAUUGGUAAACCAGAUGAAAUUCUGGAGUGCAUUAAAAGAGGAAUAGAUAUUUUUGACAGUUCUUUUCCUUACCAGGUGACAGAACGACACUGUGCUUUGUGCUUCAGUUUUGAUUAUCAACUGAAUCCGGAAUCAGCAGAUAUAGAGGAAGAUGAAAAAACAGAGGUGAGGAAAGAUGAUAAAAAACCAAAAGAUGAAACAUUCAGUGGAGCUCAAGAAAAAGAUGAUGAAAAUCCAAAAGAUGAAACAUGCAGGGAAGCUCAGGAAAUGACUUCAUUUGAAAUUCAUCUGAAAGACAGAAAGUACCAGGAUGAUUUUAAUCCUUUAGUGAAUGGAUGCUCAUGCUAUUGCUGUCAAAACCACAGCCGUGCCUACGUCCAUCACCUCGUCAUGACCAAAGAGCUGUUGGCUUAUGUGCUUCUUAUGAUGCAUAACUUUCAGCAUUACUUUGGCUUCUUUUCUUCUAUCCGAAAUGCUUUGAAAGAAGAUAAGUUGGAUCAGUUAAGAAAGGUUAUCAGCAGGCAAGCCCUCUGAGGUCAAAUAUAAAAAGGAGAUUCCCCAACCUCGCUUCCCCUUCUGGAUCAAGAUUAUGGAGAAGAGCUGUUAAUACCAUGAGGGUAGACAUCCAUGAUAAAAGAAAACCCAUAUGUUGCCUGCCAUCUCGUAUCUGAGUAUAACUUUCCUUAUAAUUUUAGGAAAGAUUGAGAUUUUUUUCCAGAAGAAUUAAUCUUGGAAAAAGAUAAAAGUAAGGAUAUUCUGUAGAAGAAUUCAUAUACUUUUCUGAUAUGUAUUAAUGAUAUUAACUUAUGAACAUUUGAACU